AUGAUGCUAUCGAUACUCACCGGAGCCUUUCUCGCUCUUGGGAGGGCAGAUGAAAUUAGAGACAGUGUCGAGAUAGAUUUCCAGGAUCCCGUUGGGAUCAAAGAAGAGCCACUAGAGCUGAAAUGCCGCUACCGACUGCCAGAAAGUUCGACACUUACCUCCAUUUAUUUCGCUCUUGGCGAAUACUCAGGUUCUUCUUUAAUAGACCCUGAAGAUAUAAUUGUCAGCGCUGAGGGUGUCAGUGGCAAAAGAAACUGGUACGGCGACUGGCCCGAGAAAUCGGAGCUUGAACACAACGAAGAUCUUGAUGGAUGGAGAGUGGCUGUUUUACGAAUUUUGUCAUCGUCACUCGAAUUCGAUCAAGCCAAGUUCACCUGUGGACUUACUGCACAAGAUAUUCCCCGACCAAUAUCCAGUGAAGCAGUAGUCACAGCAGAAGUUCAAGUCCGUCCCGAUGAAAUCCUGUUUCAGCACGACAUCAAGGAAAAAACUCUUUUUGUCUCUUGUGGUGCAGAGAAUGGGAAGCCAUACGCAAGCGCAAGCAUUAUCAUUGAUGAGAAGCUUGGACGAACAAUCAAUGGAAAUGAUCUCGUGAAUGCUUCGUAUCAGUUGACCAAAGCUUUUGACGGAAAGGCUGUCACUUGCGAAGUCGCACAUCCGACAUACGUUGAUGGCUCCAUUGUGCAAGAAUUCAGGCUUGGGGCACCAAAGCCAAGUAGCAGCUGUGGCCAAACUCAAACAGAAACGUGCGAAACAGUCGAAACCGGGGAACUGGCUAUUGUUGCCGUAGAAAUGACACGUGAAGGCGACCAGUGUUCCUUCUACGUGAGCUCCUCAUCGCCUGUUCUCCAGCCUCCGGCGACUCUUAGGUGGGAAGGCCCUGAAGAAGACCCCAGCUUUGAGUUCGAUAGUAAAGUUGCUAAUUCAGUGAACUUUACUACAUCCGCAUUCGAUAAUACUACUGCCGUAACAGUUGUCGCGGAAUCAAUCCUUGGUGCAAGUGCAGUGGCAUUUGUCUUUAGAGAUCACUGCCUUCCGAUUCCGACUACCACGGCUGCGGUAAGUGAGACAACCACGGUUGUCAAUGACGUGACUACUGGAGGGCAUCGGCCAUCGAACGACUAUGAAUCAGUUGUUCUCGAAGGGCAGGGGCGAUCUGCCGGCUCGUUCAGUUUGGGUAGAAUCAUUAAUUUCAUUCUGUUCGUAAAUAUGAAUUUAACUGAUCUUAACCGACCUCUUGACCCGGGUCUUGAGGAUGAAAUCUUUUAUACGGUAAGCCCUGAAGAUGAAGCUGAAAUGGCCGGGGCUAUUGUUGCUGCGAUUGUACUUGGAUCACUUGCCGUUGUUUUUAUUAUUGCUGCUGCCAUUUAUUUCAUGUGCUUCAACAAACACGAGGAAGCUUAUCGACCAAAUGAAAAAGACUCUGAUCUUGAUGAUAUUACCUCUUCCGUGGACUUGAACGAAGUGGCGGAGACAAAAAAGACAGCUUCGGUUAAACGCUCGAAAAGCGGAACUUGGAACGUCCCGAAUGGCGAAGAAAACGCAUCCUUAUUAGCCAAUUCGAGCUCACUCCACUCAGCUCCAAAAAGAACAACCUCAACACAAACUUUGCCCGAAUCAGAAAAGUACGACCAGACAGUGACACUAAAAGAAAAUGCAGUCUUUGCCUCCACGGAAUCCGUCCAUGUUUAA
This is a messenger RNA of Oikopleura dioica, 1692 nucleotides long. Lineage: Eukaryota; Metazoa; Chordata; Appendicularia; Copelata; Oikopleuridae. The record is from the annotation of a GenBank genome assembly.